AGAUAAGUAUUGAGGGGCAAAAUGGGAAUAAAUAGAAUUUUAUAGAACACUCUUUAAGUUUCUUCUACUACAAAGUACAAAGCCAGUGUUCGUCAACAGUCUUCUUCUCACUCUGUGAUUAAGCUUGUUUAGAGAGGUUUUGCAGAGAUGGCGAGAACUAGAGCAAUGGUGAUAAAGAUGUCAACACUUAUGAUACUGAUUUCAUUAAUGGUGAUGAAUAUGGUCGAGUCUUCGAGAUCAGUUAACAAGGUUAAUAAUGGUGACGAUUCUGAGAUCUUACGAAGACACUUGCUCACUAAUGGCCUCGGCGUCACUCCUCCCAUGGGGUGGAAUAGCUGGAACCAUUUCAGCUGCAACAUAGAUGAGAAAAUGAUCAAAGAAACUGCUGAUGCUUUGGUUACUACCGGCCUCUCUAAGCUUGGUUACAAAUACGUUAACAUCGAUGAUUGUUGGGCUGAAAUUUCUCGUGACAGCAAGGGAAGUCUGGUGCCAAAGAAGUCAACUUUCCCUUCUGGUAUUAAAGCGCUUGCUGAUUAUGUUCAUAGCAAGGGCCUUAAGCUCGGGAUUUACUCAGAUGCCGGGUAUUUUACCUGCAGCAAAACCAUGCCAGGUUCUUUAGGCUAUGAGGAGCAUGAUGCCAAGACAUUUGCAGAAUGGGGAAUUGAUUACUUGAAGUAUGACAACUGCAACAACGAUGGCUCUAAACCGACUGUCAGGUAUCCGGUGAUGACCCGAGCUCUGAUGAAAUCUGGCCGCCCCAUCUUUCACUCACUGUGUGAAUGGGGAGAUAUGCAUCCAGCUCUAUGGGGAUCUCCAGUAGGCAACAGUUGGAGAACCACUAAUGACAUCAAAGAUACUUGGCUUAGUAUGAUCUCAAUAGCAGACAUGAAUGAAGUCUACGCUGAGCAUGCAAGACCUGGUGGCUGGAACGACCCGGAUAUGCUUGAAGUGGGAAAUGGAGGAAUGACGAAAGAGGAGUACAUAGUCCAUUUCAGCAUAUGGGCAAUCUCAAAGGCUCCUCUUCUACUUGGCUGUGACAUAAGAAACAUGACCAAGGAAACAGUGGAGAUUGUCGCAAACAAGGAAGUCAUAGCUAUUAAUCAAGAUCCACACGGUCAGGCCAAGAAAGUUAGAAUGGAAGGCGAUCUCGAGGUUUGGGCAGGACCAUUGUCAGGUUACAGAGUAGCUUUGCUUCUGCUGAACCGUGGACCAUCACGAACUUUGAUUACUGCUCUCUGGGAUGAUAUUGAGAUCCCUGCAAAUAGCAUUGUUGAAGCCAGAGAUCUAUGGCAGCACAAGACAUUGAAGCAAAAGUUUGUAGGGAACUUGACAGCAACAGUGGAUUCUCAUGCGUGUAAGUUGUAUAUUCUCAAACAGUCAAACCUGUUGCCUGAAAUACAUAAAGAGAGAGUUAAUUAGUGUGGCUACGUUACGUUGUAAUCUCCAAUAAUUCUGUAAAAACAAUAAGGGUUCGUCUCAAAUUGGAUCUCCACAGAUAUUCUCCAAUAAAUUGUUCUAAAUUUGCUCAAAGUUUCUCUACUGAAUGAAUCCAAAAGUGUUGUCAA
Arabidopsis lyrata subsp. lyrata is the source of this 1565-nucleotide messenger RNA. RefSeq names its product alpha-galactosidase 1. NCBI's taxonomy places the organism in Eukaryota, Viridiplantae, Streptophyta, Magnoliopsida, Brassicales, Brassicaceae. Gene Ontology annotation, biological process: carbohydrate metabolic process. The record is from RefSeq and is a predicted model, not a curated record. Gene Ontology annotation, molecular function: hydrolase activity, hydrolyzing O-glycosyl compounds.